AAUGAAUCCGAUUUUGAAAUCAAAUGGCAGAUCCUUUUUUAAAAAGGCUAACUUCUAUUAUUUCAGAAUAUCAAAUCUCUCAUAUGAAGAAACAUUUAGACUAUUAUUCAUACUUUUAGCAUGUAAUUCUAUUCGAUAAAUACUAGCUAUUCUUUCCUUUUUUGUUUUUGAUGCCUUACAUUUUAGAUAGUACUUAAUAAUGACUGAUGUUCCUGUUAUAUCAUAUUCAAGUUUCAGCAUUAUGUUAUUUGGAUUAAUCAUUGUUCAUGUAAGAAGAAUAUUAAAUUUUUAGUACUCUAAGUGGUCUGUAAAUUACUUAUGCCAUGAUUUUGUUUAUAGGACUAUUUCCACAUAAUAUUAAGGAGAAUUUAGAGAUGUAAGAGUUAAAAAAAUUUUAAAAUGGUUAUUUGAUGGAGUAUACUAUUCAACAACAUCUGUAUAUAUUGUAUUUGAAUAUUUUUAGAUACUUUGUUGGUAUUUCUUCCAUGAAGAACCUUGGUAUCCAAAUGGACUAGGAGGUACCAAUUACACAGGUAUUUGGUAAGAUUUCCCUAAUAUGAUCAAUGUAACUCUCCAUAUAAUUAUUUUAGAAUAAAUGGGUGAUUCCCUUUUAUAUGAUUUAAACAGCAAAUCAUUUAUAUGCAUUGAUACACUUAGCAAUAAAGAGAAAGGAAGUAGAAACCAAGUAUUGGGAAUAUAUGUUGCAUCACACCCUUGCAACCUGUUUGCUCAUCUUCUCAGCCCUUUAUAAUCAAUGUUAGAAUAUAAUAUUUAUCAUUUAGUUCGAUUUGGAAUUGUUGUAUUGGGAAUUCAUGAUAUUGCUGAUAUCAUUUUAUCUCUCUCAAGAGCUUAGCAUGACUUAAAAUCAAUCAAAUCUCUUAUGUAUAUCCAAUACGUGUUACUAUUGUUUACAUGGAUUUAUACCAGGGUGAUUAUAUUCCCUUAAAUUAUUUUGGAAGCAAUAUUAAACUACUAAGAUUAGUAAAUAAAUUUUCAUAUUAUUUUCUAGUCCUGAAGCAGCUUGGGGAAAUAAAUAUCUCAUUAUAUAGAUGUGUAUUUUACUUGGUAUGCACAUAUAUUGGACCUACUUUAUGAUGCAGAUUGGAAUUAAUGUGUUUAAAAAGGGCAAAAAAUAUGAAGAAAUAAAUACAUAUGACAAUAAAGAAAUUCUGAAAUAAGGAAGAAAUUGAUA
Molecule: messenger RNA, 1192 nt
Organism: Paramecium pentaurelia
Lineage: Eukaryota; Ciliophora; Oligohymenophorea; Peniculida; Parameciidae
Source: the annotation of a GenBank genome assembly